This is a messenger RNA of Columba livia (rock pigeon), 760 nucleotides long. RefSeq names its product thymosin beta-15A homolog. Bases 158 to 295 code for a protein of 45 amino acids. The transcript is spliced from 3 exons. NCBI's taxonomy places the organism in Eukaryota, Metazoa, Chordata, Aves, Columbiformes, Columbidae. The record is from RefSeq and is a predicted model, not a curated record. Gene Ontology annotation, molecular function: actin monomer binding. Gene Ontology annotation, biological process: regulation of cell migration; actin filament organization. Gene Ontology annotation, cellular component: cytoplasm.
GGACUACAUUUCCCAGCAGGCUCAGCGGGUGGCGGGCAGCCAAUAGGCGCUCGGGCUGGGCGGUGCCCGGGUAUAUAAGGCACCGCCCCACGCUGGGCGCUCCAUCCUCACCUGGCAGCGGAGCGGGACGGGACAGCAGCGCCACGUACCGGGCAAAAUGUGCGACAAGCCAGACCUCUCGGAGGUGGAGAAAUUUGACAAGAAGAAGCUGAAGAAAACCAACACGGAGGAGAAGAACACGCUGCCCUCCAAGGAGACUAUUGAGCAGGAGAAGGAGUGUGUGAAGUCUUCCUAGAGCGAGAUGACCUGGCAGGAAGAGCUACCACUUGAUUUUUUUUUUUUUUUCUUUGAAUUAAGUCAUAUUUUUUAAAAAAUUACAUCAUCUACAUGUAUAGAAAACAGCUGCAUCACCUAACCCACUGUCCCACCUUGCUGGCAGCUUUGGCGGGUGGGGGGAACAAAAUGUGACCCUCUCAGUCCAUCAGUAGCCUGACUUAACCCCGUCUCUGCUGCUCAGCCAACUCCUGUUGACAGCACUGGUCUUGCUUUAACACGGUGGGGAGAUGAGCAAGGGCGGUGGAGGCUCCUGAGGCCAGGACCCUUCUGCCUGAGGGGGUGGGAAUGCUGGCUGGCCUGUGGCCUGGCUCUGUCUUACAUACUCUUCACUCAUGGUGUUCUGUAGCCUCACAGUUUUUGUUUUUUCUGGUCUUCCUUGGGGGAAAAAUAAGUUUAUUAUAAAAUAAAAAAAGUAAUGACCUAC